Molecule: messenger RNA, 651 nt
Organism: Trachymyrmex septentrionalis
Lineage: Eukaryota; Metazoa; Arthropoda; Insecta; Hymenoptera; Formicidae
Exons: 6
Coding region: 130-621 (163 amino acids)
Biological process (GO): social behavior
Molecular function (GO): odorant binding
Source: RefSeq, a predicted model, not a curated record
AUCUUCCAAUAGUACAACGAAGAUUCCAUAGAAUAACGUUUAUUCGAAUAGAGUAAUCUUAACAAAAUGAAGGCCUUUAAAUUCUGUAUCUGCGCUUUAGCAUAUAUCUGAAGAUAUCAUUUGAACAAAAUGAAAAGUCUCGUGCUUUACAUUUGUAUUUUAAUAAUUGCUCCGUCUAGCUCAACAGAACUAAAAAAAUUCGAAAAUUUAAUAGAAACUAUUAAUGAUGACAUGGAAGCUUGCAAGAUUAAAAAUAAUGUGACUGAAGCUGAUGUCUACAAUCCGGAAGAGAUAAUGACUGACUUACCUACCCAACCUGAAAAUGAAGAAAGAAGAAGAAGAGUUGGCUGCUGGAUUGCAUGUAUCUUAAAAAGACAGAAUUUAAUGGAAGGAUCAAACAUUAAGGAAGCACAAAUUUAUGUAAUAAUAAAUAUGGAGUAUACUAAUAUUUCUCAACAAGUCAUUAUUCACAGAAUUACGCGUAAAUGCAUGAAACAAGUAAGAAAUAUUACACAAGAAUGUGAGAAAAGCUUCUCCCUGUUAGUAUGCUUUAUAAAAGCUGCAUAUGAGGAACAGAAACAUGAAGAAUUUGAAAUAAAAAAAGCAGAAGAAAAUGCAUAAAUAGAACAAACUGUAUAAAUACAAUUAAAU